AUGGACGGCACGCUUUUGGUAGGCGAUAUUGUCGAGAAGGCCACGAAACCCACGAAGCCCGUCGUUUUCGACGACUUUGACGCCACCCCGACCGGCUUCCCAGCACACAAGAAGCGCACGCGAGUGUCCGCGUUCAAGCAGCAGCGGCAGGGCAAGGACGUCUCGGGUGCUCAAGCUGCUACGAGCGCGCUGGCAGCGAACGCGAGUGAGGCGAAAAAGACAGAAGAUGGCAGCUCUUCCAAACCCGAGUUCGAGACGGCCGAGCGACGGCGAAUCGACCGCGAGAACCAACAGAAGCUGGACGACAUGACACCAGAGGAGAUUGCGAGAGAGAGGCGGGAGCUGUUAAGCUCGCUGGACCCGUCCCUCAUUCAGCGACUUCUGGGCCGGGCAAAUAUCGAUGAGCAACACGGCCCGAACCCCUUCGAUCCGCCAGUCGCGAACGAGACCAAGGCCGAAAAGCCGUCCGCGCCCGCGCCUGAGAUUAAAGUCGAAGACACCUCCGCGCCACCGAAGCCCAAGCCGGCGCCUCAGGCUGCCCCGACGGAAGCAAAAGAAAAGUCGGUGUCUGUAGAUGAGAACAAGGCGCCGGCCGCGCCUCCCGCGGACCUCUUCCCCAUGAACGAUCAACCCGACAAGACGCACUUCCCGGCGGCGCCCGCUUUGCCCGACUUGGACCCAUCCCAUCCCGACUUCCUCCAGACACUUCAUGAGAAGUUCUUUCCCAAUCUACCUGCCGAUCCGAGCAAGCUUGCCUGGAUGGCUCCGAUCCCAACCGCCGACAGCCCGGCCGACCGCGAGUCGCCAUACUAUCCAGGGCAGUCAUCACUCCCGAUUGCGAACCUUCGCUUCGACUUCCGCGGUGGUCUGAUCCCGCCCCGUUUGAGCAGAUCGAUUCCCGUAUCCAAAGGGCUACACCACCACGGGCUGGCACCAGAGGCAGCGGGAUACACUAUCGAGGAGCUGUCCAUCUAUGCUCGCAGUGCCGUUCCAGCUCAGCGCUGCAUCGCCUUCCAGACUCUGGGUCGUAUUCUCUACAGACUCGGCAAGGGCGAAUGGGGCACCGGAGAAGAAGACCAACUAGCCAGAGGUAUAUGGAGCAGCGUUCAAGAGGGCAGGAUACUGGAGAGUCUUGCCGAGGCGGCCAUUGUGGAGGGUGGGCACAGGGGAAGUCGUGCUUAUGCUACGGAGGCACUCUGGCUGUUUGAGAAGGGCGGUUGGAAGGAGCAGUGGUCAGGCCGAUGA
Colletotrichum chrysophilum is the source of this 1245-nucleotide messenger RNA. RefSeq lists its product as uncharacterized. Gene Ontology annotation, cellular component: nucleus. Gene Ontology annotation, biological process: transcription by RNA polymerase II. The coding region runs from base 1 to 1245 and encodes 414 amino acids. NCBI's taxonomy places the organism in Eukaryota, Fungi, Ascomycota, Sordariomycetes, Glomerellales, Glomerellaceae. The transcript has a single exon. The record is from RefSeq and is a predicted model, not a curated record.